AUGCGCUCCGCCGUUCUCCCCGUCACCGCCGGCCUGGCUUCCGUGGCUUCGGCGCUUGUGAGCCGUGACGGAACAGGACGCCUGCCGGCCUUGGGAUGGAACUCGUGGAACGAGUACGGGUGCGACAUCAACGAGACCGUGUUCCUCAACGUCGCCAAGCUCAUGGUCGACCUGGGUCUCAAGGACCUCGGAUAUGAGUACGUUAACAUUGACGACUGCUGGAGCGACAAGGAGCUGCGGAGAGACAACGUCACGAAGGAGAUCAUCGUCGACUUGAAGAAGUUCCCUCAGGGGAUCAAACAUACUGUUGAUUUGAUUCACCAGAUGGGGUUGAAGGUUGGCAUCUACAGCGACGCGGGAACAUCCACGUGCGGUGGCUUUGAGGGAUCACUCGGCUACGAGGAAAUCGACGCCGCGACCUUUGCUAAAUGGGGUAUCGAUUACUUGAAGUACGACAACUGCAACGUACCCAAGGAAUGGUUCGACGACUGGAAAUACGUCCCCGAGCUCUGGCUCGGCGGCCCUCCCAAUGAAAACCAGGACAAUGGCGACCCCGUCAACUCCAAGACAGGCAAGCCUGCGCCCGCCGGCUACGACUGGUCGACCUCGGUCACGGCCGACCGCUACCGCCGCAUGCGCGAUGCGCUGCUCGACCAGGACCGCACGAUCCAGUACUCCCUCUGCGCCUGGGGCCACGCCCACGUCGAGGCCUGGGGCAACGAGACGGGCCACAGCUGGCGCAUGUGGGGUGACAUUUACCCUGAGUGGUACGGCCAGCACCAGUGGUCAUGGGGCCUCAUGCCCAUCCUCAACCACGCCGCCUUCUGGUCCGGCCCGGACGUCAACGGCUUCUGGGGCCACGGCGACUGGGACAUGCUCGAGGUCGGCAACGGCAACCUGACUUACGAGGAGAGCAGGAGUCACUUCGCCUUCUGGGCGGCCCUCAAGAGCCCGCUCAUCAUCGGCACCAAGCUCGACGGCAUCAAGCCCGAGAUCCUCGAGAUUCUCGCCAACAAGGAGCUCGUCAAGUUCAACCAGGACCCGGAGUACGGCGCCGCGGCCCAGCCGUACAAGUGGGGCGUCAACCCCGACGGCGCAUGGAACCUUACUCACCCUGCCGAGUUCUGGUCCGGCAAGAGCGUCGACGGCACGCACGUCUUCGUUCUCAACACUCUCUCUGGCACCGAGAAGAAGACGGUCGCGUUCAAGGACGUGCCGGGGUUGGCGACGGCCAAGAGGUACGUCGUCCACGACAUGUGGACGGGCGAGGACCUGGGUGUGUUUGAGAACGAGGUCACGGUCGAGCUGGCGAGCCACGACACGGCGGCGCUGAGGAUCAGCGAGUACAAGUGUGUCAAGAAGAAGUCUGCGGGUUUAUGA
Messenger RNA from Colletotrichum truncatum, 1380 nucleotides. Its product is annotated as alpha-galactosidase. Lineage: Eukaryota; Fungi; Ascomycota; Sordariomycetes; Glomerellales; Glomerellaceae. The record is from RefSeq and is a predicted model, not a curated record. Gene Ontology annotation, biological process: oligosaccharide metabolic process; glycoside catabolic process. Gene Ontology annotation, cellular component: cytoplasm. Gene Ontology annotation, molecular function: alpha-galactosidase activity.